This is a messenger RNA of Fonsecaea nubica, 2571 nucleotides long. RefSeq names its product tRNA modification GTPase TrmE. NCBI's taxonomy places the organism in Eukaryota, Fungi, Ascomycota, Eurotiomycetes, Chaetothyriales, Herpotrichiellaceae. The transcript is spliced from 2 exons. Bases 1 to 2571 code for a protein of 856 amino acids. Gene Ontology annotation, biological process: tRNA methylation; tRNA wobble uridine modification. Gene Ontology annotation, cellular component: mitochondrion; cytoplasm. Gene Ontology annotation, molecular function: protein binding; GTPase activity; GTP binding. The record is from RefSeq and is a predicted model, not a curated record.
AUGUCGUCCGAACAAGAGACGAAGAGUACUGAAGAAACCCAAAUCGGCGGAAACCUCGACGCUGCUGGUUCUGCUUCAGGAGCUGCAAACAUCGGAGCAAACGCUUCCUCCAAGAAGUCUGAAGAGAGACGAAAGCCCAAAAAGCUAGGCCAGAAAAGUCAAGCGAACGGUGAAAAAGCAGACGGCGAAGGCGACGCGGACGGACCAGAAGAAUCUCCAACACCACAACCAAAGAUGGACCCGCAGACAUCAGCGUCAGCAUCUGCCCGCUCCGGUUCUCGACGAGGGAGCCGGGGUCGCGGUCGAGACUCAAGCGAACCCCCCAGUGAGGUUGAUAGCGCAUAUCGAAGCGACGUCUCCCAGAAAGGCGGACGACGGAACCGAAACCGGAACAGAGGCAAGGCCCAGGCCCAAACACAACAGCAAGGGAAGGGCGGCCUCCUCGGCGGAGGCGGCGGGCCCCUUGAUGCAGUUGAUGAGGUCGGAGACACGGUGAAUGGCGUCGUUGACGGCGCCGGAAACCUCGUGAACGACACCGUCGGCAAGACUUUGAGCAAGCCCCAUGAAGCCCUUGGAGGACUGCUGCACAGCAAAGGCGGCAAGGAAGGAGAGGGAGAAGAAGGUGACGGCGAAACCAACGAACAGUUGAGAUUAAGACUCGAUCUUAAUCUAGACAUUGAAGUCCAACUGAAGGCCAAAAUUCAUGGCGAUUUGACCCUUGGCUUAUUGUCAGUCAAUCAUCCAUUCCACUGCGCGAAUGCUAACGUCUCACAGGAACUAGUGCAUGACCUCGAUUGGACACCACCCUCUACAUCCCCUUCAAAAUACCUCUACAAGCACAGCCUUUACAACGAAUUAGCAGACAACAGCCGAGCUGCUAUAGCCGUUAUCCGCAUGUCCGGCCCGGCAUGUUUGCAUAUUUAUCAACAGCUCUGCCCGAAUCGCGGACUCCCUAGACCUCGCACCGCGGCGCUACGAAAGCUCUACGAUCCCGAAACCGCACGAUCCUCAGAUCCCCGAGUCCUUGAUACCGGCUCAUUGGUCCUAUACUUCCCUGCGCCCAACACGGUGACCGGCGAGGAUGUACUGGAGUUCCACGUCCACGGUGGCCCCGCCAUUGUUCGCUCGGUGUUGGCCGCCAUAGCGAGAUGUGGGCACUUGAUGCACGGAAGAGAAGGAACAGUGAGACAUGCCGAACCUGGCGAGUUCACAAAAUGGGCAUUCUACAAUGGGAGAUUGGAUCUCACCCAGGCUGAGGCCCUGGGCGAGAGCCUCGCAGCGGAGACCGAACAACAGCGGCGAUUAGCUGUCAGCGGCGCAGAUGGCGGACUCGCGAAACGAUACGAAGAAUGGCGCACCAUGUUGCUAUAUGCUCGAGGGGAGCUAGAGGCUCUGAUCGACUUCUCGGAGGACCAACAUUUCGAUGAGUCGCCAGUCGAGUUUGUGGCCUCGAUCUCGACGCAGGUCCAAGCACUGAAGAGAAAAAUUGAGCUUCACCUUCAGAAUGCCUCAAAAGGGGAACUGCUCCGCAAUGGCAUUAACGUAGCUUUCCUGGGGGCACCAAAUGCGGGCAAGAGUUCCUUGCUCAACCAGAUCGUUGGACGAGAGGCUGCAAUCGUCAGCGCCGAAGAAGGGACCACUCGAGACAUUGUUGACGUGUCGAUCGAUCUCAAUGGUUGGCUAUGCAGACUUGGUGACAUGGCCGGACUCCGUGCCACUGGCACUGUCGGAGAGCAGCAGCAGCAGCAACUUGUCGGCGCCGUGGAACUCGAAGGCAUCCGUCGGGCACGAGAGCGGGCCCUACAAUCGGACGUUGUUCUGGUUCUAUUACCCGUCGAAAUGGAUAAAGAUGGGAACCCGCAAGUCCCUGUCAACGGAGAAGUACUUGAGGCUGUGCAACAAUGCGAUGCUGCCGGCAAGAUUAUUCUCGUUGUUCUAAAUAAGAUUGACCUGCUCGGCAUGCAUGAUGAUCCAAAACAAGAAGGCAUGAUAGCCUUGCAGACGCGGAUCCAUCAGAUAUUCCCAACUGUCCCUGAACGACGGAUUUGCUUGGUAUCCUGCAAAGAUGCAACAACCAACGUGGUCGGCUCCGAUCCAGGUGGGAUCCAAGCAUUCCUCAAACAACUAACCAGCUCAUUCAUGGAGUUGACGGCACCGUCAGCCGGCGAAGACAUUGCGGAAGUGCAACUAACUGCGGCAGAAGCGCAGUUCUACUGGACCACGUCCCUUUCAGUCACGCACCGGCAGACCACGUACCUAUCGCAGUGCUUACAUCAUCUCGAGGACUUCCUUGCCCAGAGCCAGUCACGGCCGCAAUCUCACCUGCAUAUGGAUACCCCGGAAUUCUCCGAUUCGCGUGCUUCUGCCACUGAUUACCGCACUGAUCGCCACAAUGACCUUGUUGCUCCAAAUAUAGCACAGGUCGAUGGAGAUGGGGAUACAGAUGGUGCAGUCGAUAUCGUGACUGCAGCGGAACAUCUCCGUUUCGCCGCCGACUGCCUCGCCAAAAUCACGGGCAAGGGAGGAUCCGGUGAUGUGGAGGACAUCCUUGGAGUUGUUUUCGAAAAGUGA